Eucalyptus grandis is the source of this 1362-nucleotide messenger RNA. Its product is annotated as TMV resistance protein N-like. Gene Ontology annotation, molecular function: ADP binding. Gene Ontology annotation, biological process: defense response; signal transduction. The coding region runs from base 1 to 1362 and encodes 453 amino acids. The record is from RefSeq and is a predicted model, not a curated record. The transcript has 4 exons. NCBI's taxonomy places the organism in Eukaryota, Viridiplantae, Streptophyta, Magnoliopsida, Myrtales, Myrtaceae.
AUGGCGAGCGCAGAUGCAGGAACGGCAUUGGAAACUGAGUAUCAAGUAUUCCUGAGUUUUAGAGGACCUGACACUCGUACUGGGUUCACCGACAUCCUCUUCCAUAGCUUGAUCGAUCAUGGAAUUUGCGUCUUCCGAGAUGACGAAGAGCUCCCUGUCGGUGAAAGGAUCGAAGGAUCGCUUGAGCAAGCAAUGGACAACUCCAAGAUCUACAUACCCAUAUUGUCACAGACCUACGCUUCAAGCAAAUGGUGCCUCCGCGAGCUUGAGCAGAUCAUGGCAAACACCUCCAAAUCCGAAGGUGAUAAAGAGAUCCUACCUAUUUUCUUCGACAUGGAACUUGAGGAUGUUAAGCUGAAAACUACGCUGUAUACCAAUGCUAUACUAAGGUUGCAGAGCGAGAAGAAGUUGAGUAAUGAGCAAAUAGAUGCGUGGAGAGAGGUUCUCAAGGAGGUUGGUGCAAUAAAAGGGUGGGAAGUGAAGAAGUACCGAGGCCACGGUGAACUAAUCAAAUUGGUAACUGAAAAGGUUGUGGAAAAGCUGAAGAGAAAAGAUAAAUUGGUGACUGAACAUUUAGUUGGAAUUGAUGAUCAUGUUGUCGCAAUAAACGAAUUGUUAGACAUCAACUCUGGUGAUGUUCGAGCAAAGUCAUCGAGAAUUGACGGUUUAAUUGAGUUGCAAAAGAAGUUAUUAUCCGAAAUUGCUGUUCAUGCAGGAACCAAGAGUAUUGAUGAAAUUGAUUAUGGAAUGCAGAGGAUUGGAGAAGCACUUUCAAAUAAGAAAGUCUUCAUUGUAAUUGAUGAUGUUGAUAAAAGUGAACAUGUGGAGAAAUUACUUGGAAAGAGAACUUUGCGUUCAAGAUCUAGAAUACUGAUUACAACUAGAAAUAAAGAUGUCUUGCAAAUCCAUAGGUCAAAGUAUCAUAUUUUAGAUUUUGAAAUGCAGGUGAUGAGCACUAAUUGUGCUCUUGAGCUUUUAAGUAGGCAUGCAUUUAACAACGACUCUCCUUUAGAUGAUUACGAUGAUCUUUCAAGAGAAAUCGUGUCUGCUACUGGGAGACUCCCAUUGGCUCUUGAAGUAAUUGGUUCAUUUCUCUACGAAAAAGGGCAACAAAUAUGGCAAGAGACAUCGGAGAAGUUAAGCAAAGCUCCUCACAAGGAUGUGUUUGGAAAGUUGAAGAUUAGCUAUGAUGCCUUAACUUUGGAGCAAGAACAAAUUUUUCUUGAUAUUGCAUGCUUUUUCAUUGAUGAGGAUAAGACAAAUCCAAUUUACAUGUGGAAAAGUUGUGAGUUUUCUGCGGAUACCGGACUUCAUGUCCUAAUUGACAUGUCUUUGGUAAAGAUUGGGGAGAACAAUAAAUGA